UUUCCCAGAUGAAUCUGCUAAGAAAGUGAUUACAGGUGUAACCACAGGCACCUUUCUUUUUGUUGUGGCAAUAAUGAUGUCCAUCAGAAAAUACCGUGACUACAAAUCAGAUAAAAUUGAAAAAGAAAACCAAGUAAGGAUUCUAAAGUUCUUAGAUGACUACAAAUCCCUCAAGCCCUCAAGGUACACAUUUGCUGACAUUAAGCGGAUUACAAAUCAAUUUAAGGAAAAACUUGGACAAGGAGGGUAUGGUAGUGUGUACAAAGGAAAGCUUUCCAAUGAAAUUCUAGUUGCUGUUAAGGUAUUCAACAAUUCCACCGGAAAUGGAGAGGACUUCAUUAAUGAAGUUGGCACCAUCGGUACGAUUCAUCACAUAAAUGUGGUUCGCCUAGUUGGUUUCUGCGCAGAUGGAUAUAGACGAGCUCUUGUCUAUGAAUUUUUGCAAAAUGAAUCACUAGAGAAGUUCAUCUUUUCAAGAGAUACUAAGAGACCAGUCCUUGGUUGGGAGAAACUUCAAGAUAUAGCUAUUGGCAUAGCAAAAGGAUUAGAAUACCUUCAUCAAGGGUGUGAUCUACGUAUUCUUCAUUUUGAUAUUAAACCUCAUAAUAUCUUAUUAGACGAGAACUUCAACCCUAAGAUCUCUGAUUUUGGUCUCGCAAAAUUAUUUUCCAAGGACGAGAGUGCCAUCUCCAUGACUGCAGCAAGAGGGACAAUAGGAUAUAUUGCCCCUGAAGUGUUUUCUAGGAACUUUGGUCAUGUUUCUCAUAAAUCAGAUGUUUAUAGUUUUGGAAUAGUGUUGCUUGAAAUGGUUGGUGGGAGAAAGAACAUUGACAACACUGUAGAGAACACUAGCCAAGUGUACUUCUCCCAAUGGAUCUAUAAUCAUCUGAGCCAUGGGAAAGAGUUGGAAAUCAAGAUAGAUGAAGAUGGAGAUGCUAGCAUUGCUAAGAAGCUAACAAUUGUGGCACUUUGGUGUAUACAGUGGUACCCAGUUGAUCGUCCUUCAAUGAAAGCAGUGGUUCAGAUGUUGGAAGGAGAUAGAGAGAGCUUGAUCAUGCCACCCAAUCCUUUUAACUCUGCAAUGCCUGCAAACACUAAUGUAGCUAAUAGUGAAAGUCCCCUCUGCACAAAGUUACCAAUCAUCUCUGAAUAAGGAUGUGGACAAUAUCUUGCUGUUCUCUUUGAUAUUGAUAUAAGUUAGUUUGCAUGGCUGAACUUCUACUCAUCACUCAUUUCAGCUAUUUUGUUUAAGGAGCUUUGAAAUAGAUGAAUGGUCUAAGAUUUUAUCAAUUUGGUCUACAUAAAGAA
Molecule: messenger RNA, 1308 nt
Organism: Telopea speciosissima
Lineage: Eukaryota; Viridiplantae; Streptophyta; Magnoliopsida; Proteales; Proteaceae
Product: rust resistance kinase Lr10-like
Exons: 2
Coding region: 74-1153 (359 amino acids)
Biological process (GO): protein phosphorylation
Molecular function (GO): ATP binding; protein kinase activity
Source: RefSeq, a predicted model, not a curated record